Messenger RNA from Meloidogyne enterolobii, 305 nucleotides. The record is from the annotation of a GenBank genome assembly. Lineage: Eukaryota; Metazoa; Nematoda; Chromadorea; Rhabditida; Meloidogynidae.
UUUUAAGGGAAUUAGCAAAUAAAGAAAAUAAAAUUUAUUUAAAACAAUUGACAGAAAAAUUUAAAUAUUUAAUAGAAAAUAUGAAUAUCUUUAUAGAAAUAAAAGGAAAUUAUGAGAAGAUUGAGCAAUUUAAAAAUAUUAGUUAUCUGUUUGUUGGCUAUUGUUUGGUUAAACAAUUUAUUAUUUUCUUUAAUGAUGAAGGAAAACCGAAAAUAAGAAUUUUUAAAGGAAAUCAGUCAUUUAUGUUUGAACAUGCAGCUCUAAUUGGAAAUAUUUUGGGCAAAAGAAGUGUGGAUAUUGAGUAA